AGGAGCAGCUUCCAAACUGUGGGCGUUUUUUCCCUCAAUCUUUUUUUAUUCCUGGGUGUUGCCUGCCUGGAAGUUUCCCGGAGUGUUGUAGAGAAGGAAAUACAAGCCGGAUCAUUUCUGUAACGACAACAUCCAUCAACUUUUUGUGUUGUUCAGCCGAGGCCCUCGCAGGUUGUUCCCGUUGUUCUGGUUUCAGUCGAGCACAGGACCGGUCUUUAGCUUAGCCGCCGUUAGCUAGCCGAGCUAACCGGGAUCGAGCUGCUGUAACGUGGGCUAGGCUGCUAGCAAGAGAGGCGUCCGAUGCAGGCCAUAAAGUGUGUGGUGGUGGGGGACGGGGCUGUGGGUAAAACAUGCCUGCUUAUCAGCUACACCACCAAUGCCUUCCCUGGAGAGUACAUCCCCACAGUCUUUGACAACUACUCUGCCAAUGUGAUGGUUGAUGGGAAACCAGUAAACCUGGGCCUGUGGGAUACAGCGGGACAGGAAGACUACGACAGGCUCAGGCCUCUGUCCUACCCUCAGACAGAUGUGUUCCUGAUUUGCUUUUCACUUGUCAGUCCAGCCUCUUUUGAAAACGUCCGUGCCAAGUGGUACCCUGAGGUGAGACACCACUGCCCCAACACGCCCAUCAUCCUGGUGGGCACCAAGCUGGACCUGAGAGACGACAAGGACACCAUUGAAAAACUCAAGGAGAAGAAACUAUCCCCCAUCACCUACCCUCAGGGCUUGGCCAUGGCUAAAGAAAUAAGUUCAGUAAAGUAUCUGGAGUGCUCCGCUUUGACGCAGCGCGGCCUUAAGACGGUGUUUGACGAAGCCAUCAGGGCCGUCCUGUGCCCCCCACCCACCAAGGACAAACGGAGGAGGUGCAAAAUAUUUUAAGGGACCACAGGGAAUAGAAAAUACGGUUGCAGUAAGAACUCGCCUACUCAGAGGGAAGAAGAUGAUGGCUGGGUUCCCCACAUAUCUAUUCACCCCUUGUGUCCUUGCUUACAUAGAAGCUCUGGUAGUUCACACUCCCAUCUGAAAACUCAUCACAGAUUUAAGCAGUGCUGAACAUUUUCUUUCAGCUAUGGUUUCAGUUUACUUACAUCCGUUUAUUUCUUUCACUUUGAUGGGAAUGAAGUGAUGUUGUAAAGGCCUUGGGGAAUGUGAGGGUGGGGGAUUUGAUCUGGGAUCUGGGGUUGAUUUAAGGAGGUGGAGGAGGAGGAGGGGGAGGAGGGGGAUUUACAACAAAAAAAAAAUUUGAAUCAUUUUUCUCAGACAUUACGGAGAAACACUACUCGAAUGUGAUUUUAUCAUGAAGUAACUGUAGAUUUAACUCUAAAAGAGAAUGAUGUCCUGCACUGCACAAUUUCCCCCCUACACACUAAGAGAUUCCUGCUGCCUUGAUGAAAUUUUACUUUGAGAAAAAUAUUAUUUAGAAGUUUUAAUGUCUACUCAUUUCAUCAUCAUGCCAGCUCUGGUUUAGAGACCGUUGUGUUUACAUGUGUCAUCUGACUAGACUGAGGUGUUGCCAAAAUUCAGUCAAUGGUCAUCACUUUGUAGUCACUCCAUAAAUACUAAAAUGUCUCUUUUUUUUUUUUCUAUUUUGUUGUAACGUGUACAAGAUACCAUCAUGGAGAAACAGUUUCACCCUUAGAUGACUUAUGACAAUUGUUGUAGCAGCUUCUAAGAUGAGUAAUAAUUACUAGUCUGUAUUUAACAAGCAUUUAAAACAAAGCCUCUGCUAGAUAAUUAACAGUUGAUUAUCUUGUUUUGUUCCAAAAAGCUGUCUAGAUGAAUGAAUGCAUUGCUCUCUUCUUGUUAAGUGAACACACUCCCACAUGACUAACUGUCUGGCAUGUGAAGUGCAGCCAGUGUUGUGCAGGUUCAUUCUCAAUCUAUCUGUAGAGGUUGUAUCAUGAUUUUAAGUUCCCACUAAGUUCUUUCUGAUUUUGACCACAUUUAUUCCUGUGUUUAAUGAAGUCUACAAACUAGUGUAUUCACGCUCGAAUGUUGCAACAGAUUGUAAUGUUUUUGUUAUACUAUUUGAGCAUUAACUAUUCAGCAAAUACAUUUUAUUUUGUAAUGAGCAAUGAUCAAAUUGCAUGGGUGCUCUGGGGAACCACUGUAAAUCUGGAUUUAUUUUAUCAGCGUUAAAUGGCGCAUUGGAAGUGCAUACUUGGAUUUAUCUUCUUGCUAAUUGCGGUUUAAUUUUUGCAUAGUAAUAGGGAGAUUUAAAAAAAAAAAAAAAAAAAAGCAAA
This is a messenger RNA of Anoplopoma fimbria (sablefish), 2243 nucleotides long. Its product is annotated as ras-related C3 botulinum toxin substrate 1-like. Gene Ontology annotation, molecular function: GTP binding; protein kinase binding; GTPase activity. The transcript is spliced from 6 exons. The coding region runs from base 301 to 879 and encodes 192 amino acids. Gene Ontology annotation, cellular component: dendritic spine; cytoskeleton; cytoplasmic vesicle. The record is from RefSeq and is a predicted model, not a curated record. Lineage: Eukaryota; Metazoa; Chordata; Actinopteri; Perciformes; Anoplopomatidae. Gene Ontology annotation, biological process: regulation of cell shape; motor neuron axon guidance; cortical cytoskeleton organization.